Molecule: messenger RNA, 4047 nt
Organism: Siniperca chuatsi (mandarin fish)
Lineage: Eukaryota; Metazoa; Chordata; Actinopteri; Centrarchiformes; Sinipercidae
Gene: ca8
Product: carbonic anhydrase VIII
Exons: 9
Coding region: 331-1170 (279 amino acids)
Molecular function (GO): zinc ion binding; carbonate dehydratase activity
Source: RefSeq, a predicted model, not a curated record
AAAAUGAAGAGAGAGGAAGAGGAGGAGCAACAGAGUAAAGAGAAUUACAGAGAGGCAGAGAGCUCCACACACAUUAGUUAGUAGCUGUAAGAAGACAAGAGCACGAGAGAGGACAUAAAAGGAGAAUACAGAAAGAACAGAAACAGGGAGAAAGAAAGAAGAAACUAAAGAAAAGAAAAAGAAGAAAUUGAAAGGCUGAGGGAGUUGUUGCUCGGCUAGGAAUCCAUCCAGCAGACUGCAGAGACUUCAGUUUGUGUCCAAGUGAACGGAUAAAACCAGUGUGACUGGGAAUCUACUGGGAGACCCACAGUGAGCAGACUGCCAAGCACCAUGGCUGACAACGUGACUGAGGAAUCAGAUUAUAUCCCAGGGAAAGAUGAGCUGGACUGGGGCUACGAGGAAGAAUGGGGACUCCAUUUUCCAGCAGCCAAUGGCGAGUACCAGUCUCCCAUUAACUUGAACUCCAGGGAGGCUCAGUAUGACCCAUCCCUCCUGGAUGUCGGCUUAUCACCAAACUACGUGGUGUGUCGAGACUGUGAGGUCAUCAACGACGGACACACUGUCCGCAUCAUUCUCAAGUCCAAGUCAGUGGUUACCGGGGGUCCGUUGCCUAGCGAUCAUGAGUAUGAGCUUCAUGAGGUUCGAUUCCACUGGGGCAAAGAGAACCAGAGAGGAUCAGAGCAUACUGUCAACUUCAAGGCUUUCCCUAUGGAGCUCCAUCUGAUUCACUGGAACAGCACUCUGUUUAACACUUUGGAGGAUGCUCUUGGGAAGAAGAAUGGAGUCCUCAUCAUAGCUCUUUUUGUGCAGAUUGGUAAAGAGCAUCUGGGUCUGAAGGCCAUCACUGAAGUUCUACAGGACCUGCAGUACAAGGGGAAGAACAAGAUAAUCCCCUGCUUCAACCCCAACACUCUGUUACCUGACCCUUUACUGAGAGACUACUGGGUGUAUGAAGGAUCGCUGACCACACCGCCUUGUAAUGAAAAUGUGACCUGGAUCCUCUACCGCUACCCUCUCACCAUCUCACAGUUACAGAUUGAGGAGUUUCGGAGGCUGCGGUCCCAUGUUAAAGGGGCAGAACUGCUAGAAGGGAAUGAUGGGCUGUUGGGGGACAACUUCCGUCCCACCCAGCCGCUGAGUGACCGGAUGGUUCGUGCUGCCUUCCAGUGACUCAUUUUCCACUGCCAACUCAGACAAACUAUGGGACCUACAGAUACAAGUAUAGAAGGAGGGAAGAAAGAAGAGGUGUGAAGAGUGGAAUAGAGGGAGAGAAGGAAAGUUGAUGUGGUUGUAGAUCAGCUGCAGACUGAAGGUGGAAAAAGAAACUACUGAUCUCACACCUUCACUGUGUGCUUUGUUUGUGUGUGUGUGUGUGUGUGUGUGUGUAGGUGUGUCCAUUUCUGCAUAACCUCUCGCCCAUCUCAUUCUAAUUGUAUAUGUGUAUGUGAGUAUCAUCCUCCCUGUGCCUGUGUGUGUGUGUGUGUGUACUGUAGGUAUGUCUUGAGUAUUAUUGUGCUAAUCUGCGAGUGUGUGUGUGUUAGAUGAUAGGAGGCUUUACAACCGGCCAGCCUCUGCUGUUAAAACAAGUGGAAACAUGAACCACAGAUGUACCUGGACACACACACACACACACAAAAAACUGUACCGAGAGACAGAGUGUGACCGAGCUUCACACACUCAGCAUACACCCAUGUGUUGUGUGUGUACUGUGUUGCAUACACAUUAUGUGCAGACACCUGAGGCUGGUCAUUAUGUGUUACAGACUGAAUGUACUGCAGUAGACCUACUGGACAAGUUCAACACACAGUUUACAAACUGUACUUCUAACUUAAUAUUUUAUUUUAAAUCCAAUGAAUCUGAAAAUGAGGUCAACAUGAACGGUAAAUAUCUUCAUAUAAAUAUAUAUAUAUAAAAUAAACUGAACCUGUGGUGGCUCCUCACUGGUAAACCCUAAUAUAACAAUGUAAUAUAUGUAAAGAAUUUCACUUUUUAAGCACUUUUGCCAAGAAAUCUGUCCAAGAGAUGCUGUAGAACCCGUUAUGAGUUGAAAAUAUAGGCAUCAAAUGCCAUUAAAAUAAAUGUUAUAUAAAAACUUUUCAAUGAUAUUCAGUCCAGUUUCAACAGACAACUAGAUGUCUUUUUCUGGGCUGCUAUCAGCUGAUCCAACAACAUACUGUGUCUUGGGGGGGGGGGGAAGCCACAAGGCUCUGCUCCAGGAAAUCUAUUUUGCUCUCCUAAAUCUCGGUUUUUAUUAAACUCUCAUGUUUUGAUCACAUUAUGAGCGGCCUGCCGACAAAGGACAGGCGAGGGACCAUUAAAGACCGAGUGAUCUGGUUACACAGUGCCCAUGGGGAGCCGCCACCCCUGCGUAUCUCUCGCUAGCUUGGCACUACGUUCCCAGGCUCGAAUGUGUCUGAUUUUUAUUUAAUGGUGCAUGUCUUCUGAUUACAAAGCAAAGAAUCAUGGACUUUGAUGAUUUGAAUCUGCAACUCCUGUCUCUCUUUAAUUUGCUCUUCCACACAGAGCUGUCACAUCCAGACUGUCACGGUCAGACAGAAGCUUGUGUUUAUGUUAUAUUUCCCCACUGCCUUUGUCAUAAUUCAUUUCAGAACAGCGUUUUGAGACUGAAUAACUUCCACAUUUACAGAGACUACUGUUAAUCAUGUUCCGAUUAACCCAAACAUUUUUGCUUUCACUGUCAGUGUGAAUGUGUUUAGUUUCCCUCUGUAAUAAUGGCGGAGGCACGCGAGAGUGCAACACAUAAAUCAGCCGCCGGAUUCGCCUAUCGAGUAACUCGACAGUAGUUUGAUACUAUUUGCUCUGUAAUGACUAGCUUUAUGUCAGUAUAUAAGGGAAAAUAAACAGGAGUUUAGGAAUAAUGAGUUGGAGGUUGGGUUUACAUUGAUUUCAAUCUAAUAAAAUGCAUGAAAUGGUAUAAUAUUUACCUUUUAAUGAGUAUGUUAAGACUGUUUAGGUUAUAUUCUGGUGUGGAAGUGGAUACAGCUGGGUUCAGCAGUGUGUGAGUGCUCCAUGCAGGGAGAUCUGACAUCAGCUGCUGCUUAAACCUCCUCCACAUCUUCAUCUCACCAUACACUCAAAACACAUUUAGUUAGCCAAACUCACAUUACAUGAACUGUGGGUAAUGACGUCUGUCAAACUCUCAAAUGUUCACACUUAACCUCUCCUUGCAUGAGACCGUCAAAUAUCAAACUGAAAGAACUGUUGUGCUGCAUCAAUGUCCUAUUCAUCCAAACCCUGAAUUUGAAUUUCAGUCCAUCCAUUUUUCUGGUCAAACUGGGUGAAGAUACAGAUUGAAACUACAGUCCACAUGUUGAAUAUCACUGUCUAUCCUAGAGUGACUUUAUCCUUUUGGACCCUUAAUACUCCCCAUGAAAGUACUGACUACAGUAAAAUCAGAUGUGGUCCAGUCAUUCUUAUCUGUAUCAUUAAUGGUGUUAGUAUUACUGUCUUUAUCCUCCGUGUCAACACGGGGUUUGAGACAUGUCGUUGUCUACAGAAUGUAAUUCUGAACAUUUUUCUUCAUCUAAAAAAAAAAGAGGUCAAAUGUAGGUGACAGUGAAUGUCUUGGCAAAACGUGGACAGCUUUAACCCCCAUUGACAUCAGUGGAACACUGCUCUCAUCACUCCCUUCAUGUUGUUUUAGUGUGUGUGUAUAUUACCCCAGUUACACCUGCCAUUAAAAUGCGAUCUGUGUCUGGACACAUUGCUUCCCUCGACCUGGGGCUCGCCAUGUCUGUUGACCAGUCCCCCAGCCCUGCCUAACUAAUUUGCAUAUUGAAAUCCGAUGACACGGCACAAUUGAGAUAACAAGAACGCAUUUUAUCACCAGGUGUAAAUGCAAAGACCCAUAGAUCGGCUGUCUUUAUACAGAUAACGCAUCCAGAUACAGAUCACAUGUUAUUGGGGCCUGUGUGUGUGUGUACUCUUUAAAGGUACAGUGUCUGACAAACUGAGCUGAAAUAAACUGUGAGAACUGAUGACUGUUACUGUAAAGCAACAAUAAACUACAAUCUUGACUUACUAAAA